AUAAAUUUGAAUUCUAAAUCGAAUUCGAAUUGUUCUUUGAUUUGAUUUUUAAUUUUAGUUUUCAUUUUUUUUUUUUUUUUUGGUUUUGAAUUAAAAUGGCGACGAGGAAUCGGACCUUGAUAUUCAAGAGGUACAGAGAUGCGUUGAAGACGGUGAGGGUUCCGGCGAUUUCGUCGUCGCAAAAUUCAGCGAACGGACCGGUGAUCGAGAUGGUCAGCUCGUCGCUGUUGAAUCCGAAUCGGAAAUACGCUCCUCUCAGUACGGAGGAUCCUGGUAAUUCAAGUAAAGGUGCAGUUACAGUUACAGUUGGUUUACCACCAUCUUGGGUGGAUGUAUCUGAAGAAAUAGCAGCUAAUGUGCAACGUGCACGAACGAAAAUGGCUGAGCUAGCCAAAGCUCAUUCCAAGGCUUUAAUGCCUUCGUUUGGAGAUGGUAAAGAAGAUCAGCACAUGAUUGAGACUCUUACCCAAGAAAUAACGAACCUUUUGAGGAGAUCAGAGAAGAGAUUACAACUACUUUCAGCUUCUUCGACUUCUGAAGAUUCAAAUGUUAGAAAAAAUGUGCAGCGAUCUCUUGCCACAGACCUUCAGAACCUCUCCAUGGAGCUUCGUAAGAAACAGUCAGCUUAUUUGAAGCGCCUCAGGCAACAAAAAGAGGGUCAAGAUGGAGUUGAUUUGGAGAUGAAUCUAAAUGGAAGUAGAUCUAGAACAGAAGACGACGAUUUGGAUGACAUGGUGUUCAGUGAGCAUCAGAUAGCGAAGCUGAAAAAAAGUGAGGCGUUUACAGCAGAAAGAGAAAGAGAGAUCCAACAGGUUGUGGAAUCAGUAAAUGAGCUUGCUCAAAUUAUGAAGGAUCUUUCAGUACUUGUAAUAGACCAGGGCACUAUUGUUGAUCGGAUAGACUACAAUAUUCAAAAUGUUGCAACUACCAUUGAAGAGGGUCUCAAACAACUUCAGAAGGCCGAGAGAACACAGAAACAAGGGGGGAUGGUAAUGUGUGCGACGGUGCUAGUUAUCAUGUGCUUUGUCAUGUUGGUCCUUCUAAUCCUCAAGGAAAUACUGUUCUGAUCUUUGAACAUAACUAUUUCCAUGAUUCAUUUACAUGUGAUAAUCCUACCCUUCUGAGAAUUUUACAUGCAUAAAGAUGAUGAUGCACACACCGCCUUGCAAAAGAACACGGGAGUUUCGAACUGCCCCUUUUAUGUAUACUACCAGAUUAGACGGCUACUUUGAUUUACUCGAUUUCUCUUUUAUUCUUUUAUAGGAAAACAAAUGAAUAUCCUGAAAAAUGUAUAGAGCUUAAAAGUGUAUUUUGUCAUGUUUUAUGGAUUCUUCUGUUUUUACCUCGGACAUACAGUAACUUGGUUCCCACAGUGCUUCCGUUUUUGAGGAGAAGAGGCAUUUGAUUUGUUUGUAUCAAUUUUUUUGUGUAAUAAAAAAGAGAAGCAUUCAA
This is a messenger RNA of Pistacia vera, 1452 nucleotides long. Its product is annotated as syntaxin-43-like. Gene Ontology annotation, biological process: vesicle-mediated transport; intracellular protein transport; vesicle fusion. Bases 96 to 1067 code for a protein of 323 amino acids. NCBI's taxonomy places the organism in Eukaryota, Viridiplantae, Streptophyta, Magnoliopsida, Sapindales, Anacardiaceae. Gene Ontology annotation, molecular function: SNARE binding; SNAP receptor activity. The transcript has 8 exons. Gene Ontology annotation, cellular component: endomembrane system; SNARE complex; membrane. The record is from RefSeq and is a predicted model, not a curated record.